Molecule: messenger RNA, 2839 nt
Organism: Acanthopagrus latus (yellowfin seabream)
Lineage: Eukaryota; Metazoa; Chordata; Actinopteri; Spariformes; Sparidae
Product: neurogranin-like
Exons: 3
Coding region: 849-1877 (342 amino acids)
Molecular function (GO): calmodulin binding
Source: RefSeq, a predicted model, not a curated record
AUGAGUGCCCAACAGAAGAUGAAUCCAGUUAUUCAGCAGAGGCCUCAGAUCUUUCCACCACACAACCUAAUGUCUCUGAAGAGGUUGAGCUGACUGAAAGCACAGGAGAGGAAGACGAGAAACAUGAUAUUACAGAGGAACAUAUUGAAUCGACGGAAAAGGGACUUUCAGAUGAGGAAUCAGUCAAAAGGCUCCGAGCUGCAGAUGCACAGUCAGAUGAACCGAGUGGGACAGAAGAAGAAGAGGACGAACCCCCCACAUUCGGCGGGACAGCUGGUGAACAAUAUAGCAGCCCCACUGAAUUGUCUUCGUUCAGAGGGAUUUCAGAUGUAGAUGUGUGUGCUCAGGAGUUGGGAUCAGUGGGAGAUGAGGGAGGUGAGACUGCAGUUGAGGUUAAAGACAUCGUAGACUCGGAAGAAGAGGAAAAAAACGAAGCUGAAGAACCGGUGGAGGUCUAUCCAUAUUCUGGGCUAGCUGAUGUAGAUGUGUGUGCUACAGAGCUUGUAGGAGCAGAGACGACAGUGGAAGGAGCCACUGCUGAGGAUAAUACACUUGUCAGAGAAGAGGAAAGCUCAAAGCCCCAGUCUGAAGAAACUGUUGUGCAAGACAAUCAACAAGUAGCCGAAGAUCGGGCGGAAAAAGCAAAGGAGGAGGACGGAAGAAAGACUGAGACUCCUUCUGGGGGAACGCAUGAAAGUUUAAGUCAUACAGAGGGUGAUUUAGUCAGUAAUGUUAUACCAACGGAGGAUUCAUUUGUUGAGAUAAGCUUUGAAGAUGUUCCAGAGGCUCAGCAGAAUACAGAAGUUUUGGAGAAACAGCCAGAGGUCUUAAACACUAAUAUACUGGAAAUGCAACAGGAGGAAGAAUCUGAGGAAGAGAGUGCAGCAGCAACAGACCAAAAUAUAUCAGCUGCACAAGACCAUGGUGAACCUGAAAUGGUGGGAGCUGAAAAGGAACUUAACCCUGAAGGCGAGGAAAUGGAAAGUCAACACGAGGCAUCUGAUGUGACGAAGGAGAAGGUGGAAACCGCUGACUCUAAUUCAAAUUAUAGUAAGGAUGAUGAGACCGGAGAAGGUGUUAAAACCAUCGGCUCGUCACAUCAGCCCACCAGCGAGGCAGAAGCAGAGAGCCUGGAGCAUGAAACCGAUCUUAAAAAUGAAGAAACCGCAGAGAUAAGUGAGAGCGAAUUUCACCAGAAUGAGUCGAACGACCCCGACGUUAAAGACGAAGACAAAACAGACACAGUGGAGGGAAAAGAAGAGGAGGACAUGCAAACAGAAGGCCGCGGUGAGGUCGAGGACCAAGAGACAAAUGAUGGCGCUGCAGGAAAUCACUCAUCAGAAGAAACCCAGACAAAUGUAUCAACUGCUGCAAUGGAGGCAGAGAGUGAAACUUUGGAGCAACUUCCAGAGGAGAACGAGGAGAGUCAGAGAACACUUGUGGAGUCACAGCCAGAGGAUGAGGAGGGAGAAAAACAGGUCACUUCAAAGGAGAGAACAUCAGAAGCAGAGGGACUUGUGGAAGAGGGAAAGAUUGAUUCUGCAACACAAGAGACGAGUGAUGCAAUGUGUGAGGAGAGCAGCAUCAGCCUCACGCAGAGUACAGAUCGGCUGGCUGAUGAGCACCGAGGAGAGGAAAGCCAGUUCGGGUCUGAACAGGACACCACUGAGCCUGAAGGCCACAGUGGUGACAAGCAGGAGGACUGCAGCCGGCCCCAGGAGGAGGAGGACAUCAUGGACAUCCCCCUGGACGACCCAGAGGCCAACAGGGCCGCUGCCAAGAUCCAGGCUGGCUUCCGUGGCCACAUGACCCGUAAGAAGAUGAAGCCGGAGGACAAAGCAGAAGGGGAGGAGAGACAGGAGGAUCGGGGGCAGUAGAGAGAGACGACACAUCUGUGCCAGAGCAGUGACGCCCCCCCCCCGUCCUGACCUGGAUGAAGAGAAAGAGGGGAAGAAGCAAGGUAGCGAGAGAUGGCUGGCAUAAGCCGGCUUGGGCUGGCUUUCAGGCACACCUUUUUACCCCGGGAGUCAUUUUCUUUUUUUUUUCUCAACACAAAUUAGCAGUAGAAAAUGAACCGACAGUUUUGAGGGUGUGUUUUGUGAAUUUUGUGAACUUUAACACUCCUUCUCUGCUCCUCCAGCAGUACGGAUGUCUUUGACCCAGAAUUUGCAACUCACUGCAUGUACUUGUGAAACUUCUGGUAGUGUGCUAGUUUUUAGAUGAUGAUCUGUGAAUGUGAAAAUGAAUGUCCUCUAAAUGCUAAACAGGGCUUAUUUUGGAUGGAUCCGUUCAUACCAUCUGUGUAUAAACCUUGUAUGCAUCAGCGUUAGACUUUGCGUGAUUAGUGGCUUUGAUUAUUUGUCAUUUUUCUUGCGUUGUUUUCUGGUGUGCUUGUAUCUUGACUAUUAUUUACCUAUUUGACUUGCUUACGAAACGGAUUAAAACAUCAAAAACAAGAGAAGUAGCUACGUAUGUUCUAUUUAUUCUAAGUUACAUCACUCAGAUUGCAAUUGCCUUGACUGUCUUUUCUGAUCACAUGAUAUGUACGUUUUCACAUUUUCAAGCAUUUUCUAUAAAUCUGAUCUUCCAGAACAGUAAGCAUGCAGUAACUACACUUCUUUCUUUUUUUUCUCCAGAUGCAUUUGGUACAGCUUUACCUAAACAGACACUGGGUCAAUAUGUUCUGUUGUUGUGUUGGUGGGUUUGACUUGUUAAAUCAGCGUGUGUGAAAAUUCCAUUGUCAGAGCCUUCAUGCUUUCAAUUUAAACUGAAUAGUACAUUGCUGAACUUUUGCUGUAGAGUCCAUGGCAUUACACUAAUAAAUCCACCUUAAAUAUAC